CAUGUGAAGCGUGUCCACACAACCAAGUCUAACCCACAAAAUAAACAACACCACUUUGAUUCAUUCGUGCGUAGUCCACACUUCUGUUUAGGGUUUUCACCGUUUUUCCCAAACCUUUCCCUACUCCUUGUUUGUCCUCCCCCGAAUUUUCCCAAAUUCAAUCUCCCAUAAGAAUUUCCCCAUGCCUUCCAAACCCAUAUGAGAUCAUCAACACCCAAUACUCUGAAGAUUGAAACUUUCAUACAGGAGGGUCAUGAGUAUGGAAGCUCGUGUUGGGGUUGUAGAAGGAGGACAGAGAGCUCUGAACUCAGCUCUCAAUCAGCAAACCAAGCAGUCCCUAAAUCCCCAGUCUCAGAUUGGCACCGUCAACCAGCUCUUGGCUGGUGGUAUUGCUGGUGCCUUUAGUAAAACCUGUACUGCUCCUCUUGCUCGCCUCACCAUCCUUUUUCAGGUGCAAGGAAUGCAUUCUGAUGUUUCAACAAUGAGUAAAGCGAGCAUAUGGCGUGAGGCUUCACGCAUUGUAAAUGAGGAAGGUUUUAGAGCAUUUUGGAGAGGCAAUCUUGUGACUAUUGCACAUCGUCUCCCAUAUUCUUCAGUCAGCUUCUAUGCUUAUGAACGCUACAAGAAAAUGUUGCUUUCAGUUAUUAGUAAAGAUUUUAGGGGUAAUGCAACUACCAAUAUGUGUGUCCACUUUCUCGGUGGAGGGAUGGCGGGUAUAACAGCUGCCUCAGCUACAUACCCACUGGAUCUUGUGAGGACACGUCUAGCUGCUCAGAGAAAUGCACUAUACUACAGAGGCAUUGGACAUGCAUUUCAUACAAUUUGCCGAGAAGAAGGAUUUUUGGGAUUGUAUAAAGGACUUGGAGCAACUCUAUUGGGUGUUGGACCCAGCAUAGCAAUCAGUUUCUCUGUUUAUGAAGCUUUGAGGUCUUUUUGGCAGUCUGAAAGGCCCAAUGAUUCUACUGUCAUGGUGAGUCUUGCUUGUGGCAGUUUUUCAGGCAUUGCUUCAUCAACAGCAACAUUCCCUCUAGAUCUGGUGAGGCGAAGGAUGCAAUUGGAAGGGGCUGGCGGUCGUGCUCGUGUCUAUAACGCUGGCAUAUUAGGAACUUUUAGGCACAUAAUCCAUAAUGAAGGUCUGUGGGGCUUGUAUAGAGGAAUUCUGCCAGAAUAUUACAAGGUUGUUCCCAGCGUAGGCAUUGUCUUCAUGACUUAUGAGACAUUGAAAAUACUUCUGUCACGCAUCCACACGAGUGACUAGUUGCAUGUACACUUCUUUGGUUAUCCACCAUCUGUUGUGCCAUGGAAUCUCGUUGAUUUAAGUUUUCUCACUUUCUGGUAGUUGGUUGAAGACAGAAGAUAGAUAGAAGACCAAGUCUUUUGGUAGUUGAGAUAUACGAUGGUGGUAAAUUUUGCUGUUGCUGCCAUAAAACAAUAUGUGCCCUUGUAUAGGUAGUUAGCUGCUUAGGUGGUUUCCUGUUUUCCCUUUUUAAAAAACUAGUUAGCAGCCUUUAUAAGUAUUCAUAGGUGAGAGCACUCAUAACAGUUUUGUUGUUGCAGGUUCUUAAUCUUCUAGUUAUUACCUCUAAUUUAUAUCGUUGUGUAGACAGCUAGACAUCAACAUAUUGUUUGAGGAAUGUCAUUUUAUAGUUAUGGAAUUUGAUUAGUAUCACAUUGAUGCUAUAUUGGAAGAGCUAUGUUGAAAAACAGAGGUUUAUAUAUUUAUACCUGGAAUUUCAAGGGUUUACCUCUUCUCAUC
Argentina anserina (silverweed cinquefoil) is the source of this 1756-nucleotide messenger RNA. RefSeq lists its product as uncharacterized. The record is from RefSeq and is a predicted model, not a curated record. Gene Ontology annotation, biological process: transmembrane transport. NCBI's taxonomy places the organism in Eukaryota, Viridiplantae, Streptophyta, Magnoliopsida, Rosales, Rosaceae. The transcript is spliced from 7 exons. Bases 254 to 1258 code for a protein of 334 amino acids.